Molecule: messenger RNA, 1224 nt
Organism: Akanthomyces muscarius
Lineage: Eukaryota; Fungi; Ascomycota; Sordariomycetes; Hypocreales; Cordycipitaceae
Exons: 1
Coding region: 1-1224 (407 amino acids)
Biological process (GO): lipid metabolic process
Source: RefSeq, a predicted model, not a curated record
AUGCAUUUGCCUCUAACAUCCUACGCUUCAAGUCCUUUCCACCGUGUGCAACAAACCUACAUUUGCUCCGACAUUGACGGCUGGGCCAUCAGUGUGCGAAGAAUGUGGCCCGUCCUGUUUGCGUGCUUGCUGCACGCUGCCGCUGCGCACCCAGCAUCCGGUGUGUCGGCGGACUUGUUUGCCUCGCUCGAGCGCCUAGCCCGGCUCGUUGACAUUUCCUACUGCAUCGGCACCACGGGCAUCAGCAAGCCCUUCGACUGUCUAUCGCGCUGCACUGAGUUCCCCAACGUGACCCUCUCGAAAACAUGGAGCACUGGCCUGUUCAUGACCGACAGCUGCGGCUACGUUGCUGUUGACGAGACGCCUGCCUCCAGCGUCGCCAUAGACUCGCAUGGAGCCAUUAUUGUCGCUUUUCGUGGCACCUACAGCGUCGCCGACACCAUAAUCGACCUCAGCACCGUGCCCCAAGAGUAUGUGCCGUAUCCUUCGCAGGGCGAUGGGCCGGCGCACAAGUGCACCAAUUGUACCGUGCACAUGGGCUUCUUCAAGGCAUGGGAGGGCGCCAAGGAGUCGGUCAUUCCCGAGGUCGUGCAACUACGGAAGACACACCCGUCGAAACCAAUCCAUCUUGUUGGGCAUAGCCUUGGCGGCGCAGUGGCGUGUCUGGCAGCCCUGGAGCUCAAGGCUAGCCUGGGCCUGGAUAACAUUGUCGUCACAACAUUUGGCGAGCCGCGUGUGGGCAACGACGGACUGAUCGAUUUCAUUAAUCGCUUAUUCGAUUUGAACGACGAAACCAGGAUGGAGAAGCGAUCUUAUCGACGAGUAACGCAUACAAACGACCCCGUGCCGCUGCUGCCACCUGGGGAAUGGGGAUACAAGUCGCAUGCUGGCGAGAUUCACAUUACCAAGUCGGAUCUUCCGCCCGCUGAAGAGGACCUGCAGCUGUGCAUGGGCGACCAUGACGAAAACUGUAGCGCCGGUCAGGACAGCACUUCGGAGAGCCUAGCGCGCUUGACACAGUUUUACGAAACCGUUGCCGGUAACAAGAUACAGAAGCGCGGGUUUCCCACGCGCCUCAAGCUGUGGCAGCUAUUUUUCGCACAUCGUGAUUACUUUUGGAGGCUAGGACUGUGUUUUCCAGGCGGAGAUCCGUUCGACUGGGGUCGCGGAAAGGUGUCAGAGGUAGACGCCGCGGAAAUGGAAGCGGAAAACCAAGAGCUGUAG